Molecule: messenger RNA, 1621 nt
Organism: Elgaria multicarinata webbii
Lineage: Eukaryota; Metazoa; Chordata; Lepidosauria; Squamata; Anguidae
Gene: KRT23
Product: keratin 23
Exons: 8
Coding region: 67-1353 (428 amino acids)
Cellular component (GO): cytoskeleton
Molecular function (GO): structural molecule activity
Source: RefSeq, a predicted model, not a curated record
GUAAGUCAAGAGAGAGAGAGAGAGAGAGGAGUUGGUGUGUACAUUCAGUUCCUAAUAGCUGUCAGGAUGAGCUGCAGCCAAGGCAUCUACCACUUUUCUUCCGGAUCUCUCAGGGGUGCUGCAGGAUAUGGCUUCACACAUAUGGGAGAUCCCUACAGAGCUUCCAGUUUCCACGGAGAAAGUAGCAGUACACACAUUCCCAUGUCCUUUGGAGGACCCAUCUGGCUGGCCUCUGAUGCAGGAGCAGGUUGGGGAGGCUUUGGUGGGAGCCAUGGGAACCUCUUCAUGGGAAGAAACGAGAAGCAGACCAUGCAGGAGUUGAACGAACGCUUGGCUGCCUACCUGGACAAGGUGCGUUCUCUGGAGAAGGCCAACACUCAGCUAGAGGGCUGCAUCCGGGAGUGGCACAAGAAGAGGUCUCACAGCGCCCAGCAUGACUUCAAGGAUUACGAGCAAAACAUCUUAGACAUGCAUGAGCGGAUCGAGACUGGACGGGUAACCAAUGCAGGCAUCGUGCUGCAAAUUGACAAUGCUAAGAUGGCAACUGAGGACUUCAGGCUCAAAUAUGAGACAGAAAAAGCUCUUCGUCAAUGUGUGCAGGAUGAUGUUGAGAACAUUCGUAAGGAACUCGACAACAUGACAAUCAUAAUAACAGACCUGGAAAUGGAGAUUGAAGGUCUGCGAGAAGAUAAUAUACUCAAGAAGAAAGAACAUGAGGAGGAUAUGCAAGCACAUGGCUCUUCCAAGGAACUGAAGGUGAACGUGAAGGUGAAAACAACUCCACAAGAAGAUCUGGCCAAGGUCCUGGCAGGGAUAAGAGCAGAUUAUGAAGCAAUUAUUGAAAAGAACCGCCAAAGUCUGGAUGCCUGGUUCCAACAACAGAUUGCAAGUGAAUCACAGGAAGAAAGCCCCAACCAGGAUCAACUACAAAGCAGCCGGAAGGAAAUCCAUGAGCUGAAUCGCACACUGCAAACCCUAGAAAUUGAUUUUCAGACACAGCUUAACAAGAAAUUCGCCCUAGAAAACAACUUGGAUGAAACCACGUCUCGCUACGCCUUCCAACUUCAAAGCAUCCAACACUUAAUUUCCAAAUGUGAAGAAGAACUCAGCCAACUUCGCUAUGACAUCAAGUCUCAAAGUAACCAGUACAAGGUGCUCCUUGGAAUAAAAACCCGGCUGGAGAAGGAGAUUUCUACUUAUCGCCAGCUUCUGGAGGGAAAAGUUGAUGGGAUGACAGACUCCAAUUCAAGCUUUAGAGAACCAACCAACAAAAAUCUAAAGAAAAUUGUGCAGGAGACGGUGAAUGGACAGGUAGUUUCCACACAUACCGCUGAGAUCAAACGGCAGGUGUGACUUCACUAGUUCAAAGAACAGAAGCACUUUCAUCUUCAGAAAAAACCAUGGAAGUCUGACUGUCUAAUGAAAAGAGUUCUACUUCAUUUUAGUAGUGUACUUAAACAUCUCUUUCGGGGGCCUUGAACCUGCUUUCUUCAGUCUAGCAUUUACAUAUUGCUAUCCAAACUGAUUGUAAUUUAAUUUAAUGCAAUUGCAAAGAAUGCUCUGUCUUCUUUUGGCUCCUACGUCUUUAAAAACCACAAGAUAAAUAAAUGUCAUUAACUUA